Molecule: messenger RNA, 4103 nt
Organism: Pimephales promelas (fathead minnow)
Lineage: Eukaryota; Metazoa; Chordata; Actinopteri; Cypriniformes; Leuciscidae
Gene: rai2
Product: retinoic acid induced 2
Biological process (GO): animal organ development
Cellular component (GO): nucleus
Source: RefSeq, a predicted model, not a curated record
GUUCUAAUUUAAUUUACGAUUCUACAUUAGGAUGUUCCCGUUUGGAGGAGAGCGAGAGACUGUGUGGCAGAGAGAGAGAGAGAGAGUGUGUUGGUGUGUGUGUGUGUGUGUGUGAGAGAGAGAGACGAUCCCGGCCAGCGGCUCCACGGCUCCAGACGCGCGUCACCGACACAUUCGUCGCUCUUUACGGUGAAGCGCGCGACAGGCCUGAAUCCUCCACCGUGAACCGACACACACAGAGGAUCGUCCGGCUCUUUAUAAGAGGCUCAUGAAGAACACACAGCCCUCUUCAGAGGAAACCAGCGAGUGGCUAAUGGUAGCGAUCGAGCGGAUGACCGGGAAGAAAUCGAGGAAAACACAGGAAUAACGCGCGACUCCGGAGCGACAUCAUAUUCAUUCCGAGGGUUUGUCCUUCCAACUGAAGAAAACCAUGAAAUCUGCUACUUACAGCACCUGAAAGAGAUUUACAUAAUCAAGACGCAAUGGAAGAGCCGUACAAAGAUUCUGUAGCCGGAGACAUGGCGAACCCCCAGGAGGAGGCCACCAACACUGAUGCAGUUGGGAAACUCGAGGGAGAAGCCACUCCAAUUAUUACAACCGAGACAUGGAAUGUCAGUUCUCCAACCAUCACGAAACGAUCCCUAUCACCCCUGCUAACAAUACAAGCCACCCCAGUGGUGACCCCGGCUGCUGAGUCUCCCAAUGGCGUUGCCCUAAAGGUCGCUACAACUGUGCUUCAACCAAUCUGCUUGGGAGAGAGUCCAAUGAUGUUGCCCAUCCUUGCUGGUCCAGCUGCCUCUCAAGUUGGACAAUCAGGGACAACUUCAUAUCUAAUGACCAGUCAAGGUCCUGUAUCCCUACCUCUGGUCUUGGAACAACAAGUCCUCCAACAUUUGAAUCCUCAAUUACUUCAACAAACAGCAACUUGUCCUCUCCCUCUACAGAACAACAUACUGUGCCAGAACCCUACCCUUGCUCUCGGACCACCUCCAGUCAUUGACCAGAAAGGCUCGAAUCCAGUGUUGGAUACUAGUCUAAUGACUCUUCUUCAGAACCCCAACUUUGCAGCAAUCUUGCAGGACCUCUUCCCUGGCCAAGGGAACUCUUCGCCCAGUUGUCACCAAGCGUCUUCCCCGCAAGUAGACCUCGCCUCUGCGUUUCUGUCUCCUCCGCCUCUUACACACCCCUACAUUUCUCCACUAGCCUCUCUGGUGCCUCCUGCAACCCUCCUCGUGCCCUAUCCUGUUGUGAUCCCUCUUCCAGUGCCUCUUCCAAUCCCAGUGCCAAUCCCAGUGCCGGUCUCAAUGUGCAAGGACUCAAAGAUUGAGGUAGACUCCUCUAAACCGGCUUGUACGUCGAGCAAAAGCACACAGACGUCACCUAGUGACAUCUCCCCUCAUUUGACAUUAACCAACAGGGAAUUGGCACUAGUCCAGCAACCCUUUCCCUCUUGCUCGUCCCCUGUAGCGACAGACGGAGAAGUGCUAGACUUAUCCAUAAGGGCGACUCAACCGUCAACGCAUGUUGAUAUUCCACUAGGGAUCCAAGCGUUUCAGCAAGACAGUGUCCUUGAUUUGUCUGUACCUAGUAUAAGAAAGACAUGCAUCAAGUCUUGCAGCACGUACGGGCCAGAGCGGGAGAGUUUGUGCCACAUUGGGGACGAUGUUAGCAGUGGGGCUUUGGCUCUUGGGGUUCUUCGACCGGUUGAUUGCACGCCGAAGCUAGAUACCAAGUUGCUAAGUGGGUUAGCAUCUCUAGAGUUCAGCAGACAGCACAAGUGGGUUGUGGAUAGCGGUCAUGGUAGCGCUAUGGCUGAAGCCGUACAUAACUCUGCGCUCAGCGGAAGCGGCAACAUCGAGAUCGUCAGCACGUCGCAGACUGCCAAAGUCAUUGUGUCGGUCAAAGACGCCAUGCCUGCCAUAUUCUGCAGCAAGCUAAAAGGAUUAUCAGGCGUCUCUACUAAGAACUUUUCCAUUAAACGUGACUCAAGUCAGGGGGGAUUCGCAACACUGCCCAGGAUCCCAGGGGAUCAGCGAGGAGAAUCAAGUGACCCGCUCAAAAAGAUCUCCAAAAACAGAGGUAUCAAACUGAAGAAAGUAAGCUCCCAGGAGAUUCAUAUACUCCCCAUAAAGAAGCAGCGACUGGCAGCGUUUCUACCCAGAAAAUAACACACGCUCUUGCGUUCAGAGUGAGACGGGAAAACCAAGGACAUGGGCAAAGAAACGGCUACUGUGAAAAUAAUUGGUCUGAGAAAUGUAACCAGGGUAUGAUGAUGCUAAAUGCAUUCCUGGCAGAAACAAGGCCUAAAGCUUGUUUUCCAAGCUGUCCGUAUGAUUUAGACUGAUGCAGGCUGCCUCUGGCCUGACGUUUGGCAUUUAGGCCAUUCAUUAUAAAGCAUUCAGCUCAAGUCUACAGGAUAACGCUCCAAGUUAAAGAAGCAAUCUGAACAGGCCAAACUGCACUACUACUGAUAUUCUUUAGCAUUUGCAGCAUUAAUGCCAUCAGCAGAAUCGUUUCCCUUCCUAUGCAUUUUGAUGUUGGUCACACGUCCUCAUGAAUGAUUCAUCACACUUAAUCUGCAUUGCCAUUAAUAUGCAUGAGGUCUGUUUUGAAACCUGGCCAGCUGUCAGCGAGAAACACAUCGCUGACAAAUUCUCCUCUUGCUAAUAUGCCGAACUCUUGUUCUCCCGUCGCUGUUUACACUUGGAGUGCAAGACGUUUCCCAUUUUUGGUCCUAAUGAACUGUAGAAGGGGAACCGUGACCUUUUGCUUCCCUAAUCACUGUAUUAAUCAGUGGGGCAUUGGAGCGGAGGAUCCUCUUUGAAGAACAGGAGGGCUAAGCAGUUAGCAUGGCAGCCUCAUAAUGACUUGGCAAAGCGCAGACCUCGGUUUCAUUAAAUCUGAUGAUUGGAGGAAAUGGUUGUCAGUAGCAACAAAGCGUGGUUUUCAUCAUCCUCCCUUUGGGGGGCCAGAAAAGCUCCCCCCCACCCGCCCCCAAUCAAAUUAAAACUAAAUAAUCAUCAGGGGUUCGUCCCUAAACACAACAAAUCUGAGUGAAAUGGCUUAUUAAUGCUGUUUUUAUGGCCGUGGGUUCAACUCCAAGUCAUUUUUUUAGAUUAUUGUUCGCCAGCUGUGUGAACACACACACACAAGGAGAGUUUAAGUUUUAACAGUGUACGGAUUUUAACGCUCUUUAUGACGAUACCUACAGUGUUUUGGAUGGUGAACUGCCUAAAAUGAACCGCAAGAGUUUAAAAUGAAAUCCCUCCAUUUUCUCAGUCUCUAUCCAUGUUACUAGACUCAUCCGUGUAUGUUAUUCCACGUGUUUUGUAAUCUUUCAUGACUUUUAUUGUCUUUCUGGGUGAUGUCAGCAAGGUUGCACAAGCAAUAGGUUAACAUUAUGGCUAUUCAGCCAUUGUUUUAAACUGCUCUUAAUUGUAGAUAAUGCAGCAAUUUAAAGCCAAGCGACAUUACUGGAAUACAGUUUACCGCAAUAAUAGAAAAAUUAACAUUUGAAUAUGGGGCGAUGCCUCGACCUUCAGUCCCAGUCAAAAGCCCUCUUCAAAAGUGUGUGUUGGUAAUAUUUACAAUCAGGGCCGGCUUCAUUUUCACUCUUUUCUAAGGGAUAAGAUCAAGUGCCAUACAUACUACAUUAACUUUUCAUCUUUUAUCAAAUAAAAUAAAAAUAAUGGAUUGUGGUAGCUGCUUCAUGGCACUAAAAUCUGUAUUAUUGUAGCUUUCAUGUGGUUGUGAUGUGUUGAGUUUGAUUGAUAGCGUGAGGGUGUGUGUCGCACCGCAGGUUUCCACCCUCUCAUUAACCUUCUGAUCGUCCCAGCCAGUUUAGAAAUCAACUUAUUAAAACAGUUGACAGACACCAGAUCACAAACUGAAUACUGAAUCAGACAGAUUAUCCCCAUGAGCAUGUCAUAACGAGAGAAUCGAGAGAAAUAAACCUUUUAAUUGGAGAUUUUUGCAUUGUGACAUUAUUAUUUGUGACGAAUGCUUUACAAGUUAAAUAUUGACAUUUUGUGCAUUACAAUAAUGAGAAUUUGGAUGGGAAAAUGCCUGGUGUUUAUGAAAAUAAUACCACAAUGCAAAAAAAA